AAAGAAUUGGGAUCGCCAGUAGAUUCUGUUUAGUCACAUCCCCACCCACCUUCUCUCCCGAUGGCAACGACGAGCUCCCCUUCCCCUCCACCAUUCCCCUCCUCCACCUGCACCUGCUCUGCCCUCCCACCACUCCGUCCUUCCCGCCUCCGCUUCAAGUCAACGCCACCACCUCCAGCCGCGGUUUCUCUUCUUCCCUUGGGCCGUGGCUACCGUUCUUGGCCUAGCUCCCGCUGCCCAAGCGCUGCCAGACCCUUGCCGCCCUCCUCCGACCCACCGCCUCCGCCUCCUCAAGAUUGGCAAGAAAAGUUGUCAAGAUUACAGGAUACGGCGCGGAUAUUCUUUGCAGUUCUGUUCUGGAUGUCGUUGUUUUUCUGGGGCAGUGCAUGGGGUGGAGGUAAUAACUCAGGGGGCAAGAAGCGCCAACGAUUUCAAAAUAAAUCCAAGUGAAGGUGCCCAAGGAAGGAUUGCAAUGUCAGUAUAUAUAUGUUUUUGUUUUUCGAAAUGGAUAUAUAUGUUUUUGUACGUUGUAUAAACAAACAAGUGGCAGUAUCUUGCCCAGGUACAGUGGAUUAGUAUAUAUAGAGAUGUAACUGUGAGACAUGUAUGACUGAGAAGCCUCUCUUCGAGAUAUACCCCUCUUGGUGGGUGAAAGUUGUAUGCUAUUAUAGCUGAGGUUGCCCA
Lolium perenne is the source of this 684-nucleotide messenger RNA. Lineage: Eukaryota; Viridiplantae; Streptophyta; Magnoliopsida; Poales; Poaceae. The record is from RefSeq and is a predicted model, not a curated record.